AAAGAAUAUAUAUAUAUAUAUAUAUAUAUAUAAGUGCACAAUCUCGUUGAAAUUUGAGAAACCCGCUCAAAGAUGAAGCGAAAAGCAAGGAAUUUAAGUGCAGAAAACGAUAGUGGUAGUGAAAACACCAAUGUUAAGAAGAACCAGAUUGAGGAAGUGAGAGAUGACGAAAAGAAGAAGAAAGUGAAAUUUGAAAAAUCCUUAAAUAAGAAGCCUGCAGAUAAAAGUGUAAAGAAGCCAUUUCCAAUUAAGAAGGAUUCAAAGGGGAAGAGUUCAAAAGCAACGAAGCAUAAGACUACAACUGAAAAGACAGAUUGGCUCAAGUUGAGAAAGGAGAAGAGAGAGUUGAGAAAGACACGCAAAGCCAAGAAAUUAAACGACGACAAACUAUAUAAAUUAGUUAUUCAAGCUAAGCAGAUCAAUGAGAAGCUACGGCGAUCCGACUGUACUGAGCAAGAUCGUAUCGAGUUAACACGAAAGUUACAUAAUUGUCUGGGAGGUCUCUACGGCAAGAUAAUAUUCACACACGACAUGUCGAGAGUAGUUCAAUGUAUGAUUAAGCAUUGCGAGGAUGACGUUCGACGAGCCAUAUUUCACGAGAUAAAACCGUCCAUCGUGGAAAUGUCGCAAACAAAAUACGCCAAGAGCUGUGUCAGAGCCAUUUUGAAGCACGGCUCGCAAGAAAUUAGAAACGAAGUUGUGUCCGCGUUUCACGGCCAUGUCGUCAAGUUAAUGAGCCACACAGUAUCAGCUCCCAUCAUCGAGAUCGUGUACUCCACUUGGUGCAAGGAUCACGACAAGAUAUGUUUCAAGCAAGAGUUCUACGGCGACAUGUACAAACAGGCAAAGGACAAAACCGUUAAAACAUUGUCCGACGUAUUCAAGACCGCGAAGGACAUGAAGUCAGCCACAUUGUCCGCCGUCAAAGCAAACCUGGUUAGAAUCUUGAACAAAGGCCUUGUUCAUUCGACUCUGCUGCACACCAUCCUAUGGGAAUAUUUCGGUGCGUGUUCGGCGGCGGAUAGAAGCGAAUUGAUCGCGAUGCUGCGCGACUCGGUUGUGGCGCUGAGUCGGACGAAAAUGGGGGCGAAGGUCGCGGUGCAGUGUAUAUGGCACGGUAACAACAAAGACAGGAAGAUCAUUCUGAAAGCUCUCAAGGAGAGCGUAAAGUCGGUCUGCACGUCCGAACACGGCUACGUAACGCUGCUGGCGCUCUUCGAUUCCAUAGACGAUACCGUUAUCGUAAAGAAGAUAAUACUGGCCGAAAUGCAGAAGGAACUGCUCGAUAUCGCGCUAAACGAGCACGGGAGGCACGUCAUAUUGUAUCUCGUGGCCAGGAGAGACUCCCAUUACUUUUCGCCGAAUGUUGUGGAAUAUUUGCGCCAGGGGGAUUGUAAUUCCACGAGCAAGAAGUCGGCCGACGUCCGGGAAAGGGAGCUGCUCGAGGCAAUCAGCGAUCCGCUUCUCCAUGCUGUAACGACGGACGCAGCUAUGUGGUUAUCCAACAGCGCCAUAGCCAUGGUUACCCUGGCGAUAUUGAAGGUGGGAUCCGGCGAGAAAUUGAACGCCGCAUUCAAGUCGAUCGCCAAGUUCAUCAGUGGAGCAGAUUCGAAGAUCAAACAAGGCGAUACCGAAUGUAACGCGGUCGAGCAUCCGGGUUUGCACAUGAUGUUGAAGAAACUUAUUCAAAACGAUCAAGAGCUGCUGAAGAGGGGUGUAUCUACGUUCGGAGAAACGCUGAUACCACAGCUAACCACGGGAGUCUUGGAAAAAUGGAUAAGAUUUAACAGGGCGUGUUUCUUGUUGGUCUUCCUCACAGAAAACGAGUCGAAGAAAAUGGUAUCUACGUUGCUCGCCAAAUUGAAACCAUUGGUGAAAAAGCUCAAAUCAAAGAAGAGCCCCGGAGCAUUGAUAUUGUUAGAAAAAGCAAAGCAAAAGGCUUAUAAAUCAUAAUUUAUGGUGUUAAUAAAAAUCUUUGUAAAACUUA
Molecule: messenger RNA, 1987 nt
Organism: Dinoponera quadriceps
Lineage: Eukaryota; Metazoa; Arthropoda; Insecta; Hymenoptera; Formicidae
Gene: peng
Product: pumilio domain-containing protein KIAA0020
Exons: 3
Coding region: 73-1953 (626 amino acids)
Biological process (GO): regulation of translation
Cellular component (GO): nucleolus
Molecular function (GO): mRNA binding
Source: RefSeq, a predicted model, not a curated record